Messenger RNA from Solanum tuberosum (potato), 1406 nucleotides. Its product is annotated as probable UDP-arabinopyranose mutase 5. The transcript has a single exon. Bases 75 to 1121 code for a protein of 348 amino acids. Gene Ontology annotation, molecular function: UDP-arabinopyranose mutase activity. The record is from RefSeq and is a predicted model, not a curated record. NCBI's taxonomy places the organism in Eukaryota, Viridiplantae, Streptophyta, Magnoliopsida, Solanales, Solanaceae. Gene Ontology annotation, biological process: UDP-L-arabinose metabolic process. Gene Ontology annotation, cellular component: plasmodesma; cytosol; Golgi apparatus.
UUUUUGCAAAAGGCUCUCUCCAUUCUCAAGGCAACAAAUCCUGUUCUUGCUUUUGCUUAUUUUAGCCUUGAAAAAUGUCUCAAGUCAGCGUCAGAGAUGAUGAGGUAGAUAUUGUGAUAGCUGCAAUUGAACCAGAUCUUACUUCUUUUCUGGAAGAAUGGAGAGCAAUAUUCUCCCGAUUUCACCUGAUUAUUAUCAAAGAUCCUGACGUCAAAGGAGAACUUAAAAUUCCAGGUGGAUUUAAUUAUGAUACCUAUACAAAAGCUGAUAUUCAACAAAUUAUUGGACCUUCAAAUGCUGCAACUUUCUCUGGCUACUCGUGCCGAUAUUUUGGCUAUCUCUUGUCAAAGAAGAAAUAUAUCAUCUCAAUUGAUGAUGACUGCAUUCCAGCUAAGGAUACUAAGGGUAUCCAAGUCGAUGCCAUCGCACAACAUAUCAAUAACCUCUUGACUCCUGCCACCCCAUUUUUCUUUAAUACCCUCUAUGAUCCUUUCUGUAAAGGAGCUGAUUUUGUUCGUGGCUACCCAUUUAGCUUGCGAAGUGGUGUCUCGUGUGCUCUAUCAUGUGGACUGUGGCUUAAUUUAGCAGAUCUUGAUGCACCUACACAAGCCCUCAAGCCGGAGCUGAGAAACACUCGAUAUGUUGAUGCUGUCCUCACUGUACCAGCUAGGGCCAUGAUGCCUCUGAGCGGAAUCAAUAUAGCGUUUGAUCGCGAAUUGGUGGGACCUGCUUUGCUGCCAUCUUUCAAGUUGGCAAAGGAAGGAAAGUUCAGGUGGGAAACUGUGGAGGAUGUAUGGACUGGAAUGUGUGUUAAGGUAGUAUGUGAUCACUUAGGAUAUGGUUUGAAAACUGGGCUUCCAUAUGUGUGGAGGAAAGAAAGAGGUGAUGCCAUAGAGAGUUUGAAGAAAGAGUGGGAAGGGGUGAAGCUGAUGGAAGAAGUUGUUCCAUUCUUCCAAUCAAUGAAAUUGACCCCGGCAGCAAAAACAGCUGAAGAUUGUGUGAUUGAGAUUGCAGCAGCCGUGAAGGAGCAGCUGGGACGAAUAGAUCCUGUGUUCACCCGUGCAGCUGAUUCCAUGGUCGAGUGGGUGCAGCUGUGGAAGACUGUCAAAACCCGAACAUAAUUCAGUCUUGUUUGGGGGGUGAAGUUCCAUAUUAUUUAUUUUCUUCUAGAUCCUUACAAAAGGCAUGUACAUUUCAUCCAGACGGUUCUCUUAAAACCGAUGCAUAAUAUAGACAAGGUUUUGUUUUCAACUGUUACCUAGGGUGACCAAGACUUGAUAAUAAUGUUUGGUGUUUUUUCUUGAUUUACGUUCUGUCUUUCUAAAUGUUUGGUUCAUUUUAUGUAAGUGAGACUCAACAGGAAAGGGGAAAUAAAUGGUGUAAUGCUUGCUGCUUCUGUUUCCUUA